Alternaria atra is the source of this 1194-nucleotide messenger RNA. RefSeq lists its product as uncharacterized. Lineage: Eukaryota; Fungi; Ascomycota; Dothideomycetes; Pleosporales; Pleosporaceae. The coding region runs from base 1 to 1194 and encodes 397 amino acids. The transcript has 4 exons. The record is from RefSeq and is a predicted model, not a curated record.
AUGGACGCGCAGCGCAAAGGAGAUCCUAAACCCGCUACUGGAGAGUUCCACGACAAUCUGGCCAUUGCCUACUUGAGUAACAUUCCCACACGUAUUUCGAAUCCAGAUGUGGACGUCCCACGCCGGGCCAACGAGGCAUACUUCGCUGUAUGGGCGGACACCCAGUACGGCAGCGCGGCUGUCGACAUUCUCUACUCCCAGCUACCGGGUCUCCGAUACAAUUCGACGUUCCCAGAUGACGAGAUCCACAGCUUCGUGCGCGAGCGACUGACUAAAAAUACGGACCUCAACAACGCUUUUGCGUCAGGAUCGAUUACUGGCUGCACAAAGGAUAUGUUGGCGAUUGCAUUCCUGGCGUCGGUUGACUACCGUCUCAAAAUCAAAGACGCUCUAGUGCAGAUGGGGAGUAUCUUUUGGUCGAACCGUGGUCUUCCUGCCAACGUUGCACACGAGAUCCGUGACAUACUGGAAGAGGCGGACGAUGUUUUCGACAGCGAUUUCGGCAUCAAACGCCAUCUUCCUAGUGGUACACCAGAGUUCUUUCUCCAGCCUGAAUACGAAAAUAAAAUCUUAGCGCACCGGUAUUGUCUCGAGAUGUUCGCAUAUUUCAAGAUGCCAGAGUACAGGCCAAAGAACAAAGAAUGCUCGCCAUUGAUGGGAAGGUUGCCGACGGAGCUGAUGUCGAUGGUGGCACAGAACCUGCUCGUGUUUAAGGAACCUAUAAAGGUGAUCCGGAGGCCAAGGGUUUCCUAUCGUAAGACUGAAUAUUGCUUCAAGGUCUGUGAGCCCACUCACAUGUGCAGUCCCGCUGCCUUCCUCGUCAACACUCGCCUGCGCCCAGGCUGGAUCAUCUCCGCCCUAAAGACGUUUUUUGCGCUCUCCAAGACUUACCGAAAGAACUACUAUCUGGUGCGCGAGGUCUUCUUCAAACGCAACAAGAUCCUGUUGCAUUGCUUUUAUACAAGUAGUGGUCAUAGUUUCGGUAGCCAUGAGAUCAAACUGUGGCUGGAAGUUAUCGGUCGCGAGGCACGUCGGUCUCUAGGAAACUUUUCCAUCGAUCUUCACCUGAAAACCCGAAAUCAGGAUGGGCUGGAUCGUGAUGCUGUUCAUACCAUGAUCAAGCUGAUCGGUCAAAGCCCGCUCGCUUCUAGCACUGUCCUAUGCGUAGCAUACUCGAGACUAGCUGCGGCAUAA